CAGAAGAAGAUGAAUUCAUCGACAUGGAAAUCAACUCUUGCUUCUCCAAUUCUGAAUUUGAGUUCCAAAUGUCAUCUUCUUCUUCAACUUCUCCAGCUGAUGAGCUUUUCUACGAAGGCAAGCUCCUUCCUCUUCUUCACCCCCCUCCUCAUCGUCUUCAAAUGCUUCAACAACAACAACACCACCACCAUCAUCUUCCCUUACCACUCAUCACUUUCAGCGAUUCAUCAAUCUCCAAUAACCAAACCCAAAGUAUUCAUUAUUAUAAUUACCAGAAAGAUCAUGAUGCCUUUCAUGAGUCGGUCUGUGCCACUCCCUGCAAUGUCUCAUCACCUUCUCAUCAUGACAUGGUUAACCCAGAAGAAGAAGAACGAGAGCAAGAUUGUGUCCGUGUUGCUGAGAAAAACCAGAUGCAAAAGAAGAAGAAGAAGAAGAAGCAGCAAUACAUGUCACUGGGUUCCAAGUUGAGGGCUUGGUUUGGGAAGGCAAGCUGCAAAUGUGAAUUAGCUUACGUGACAAAGAAAGUUGCAGAUGAAGGUUCGGCUUCUUCAUCAAAAGCUAGUAAUAAUCUGAGUGAUGAUAAUUAUUAUAAGCAGAAUGGGAAAGCGGGGAAGAAAUUAUACCCAUUUGGACAGAUUAUUCAUAGAUCGGAAUCACACAGAUUUGAAUCCUUCUCAUCGAGAAUCGAGUUCAGUAAUAGAAUAAGAUCAUCAUCAUCAUCAUCAUCAGUUGCGAACCAGAUUUGUUUCAAUGGUUCGUCUUCGUUUUCUGGGCUUCCAAGCAAGUCCUAUGGAUUAUGUCAGGAGCUUGAGACAGGGAAUUUGAUCAUGGGAGCUAUUGCAUACUGCAAGCAGUCUCAUCAACAGUAUUAAUUCAAUUAGCAAUCGUAAUAAUUUCAAAGUCUGAAUCUGGUGUUAGGAAUUUGCAUUUCAAUGAGCAGUUACAAAGAUAUUUACAAAUUGUUUAUAUCAAUAAUGUAUAUCUUCUUGUUAUCUAA
Molecule: messenger RNA, 997 nt
Organism: Prosopis cineraria
Lineage: Eukaryota; Viridiplantae; Streptophyta; Magnoliopsida; Fabales; Fabaceae
Product: probable membrane-associated kinase regulator 4
Exons: 1
Coding region: 24-872 (282 amino acids)
Cellular component (GO): plasma membrane
Molecular function (GO): kinase inhibitor activity
Source: RefSeq, a predicted model, not a curated record